Messenger RNA from Onthophagus taurus, 821 nucleotides. Its product is annotated as coiled-coil domain-containing protein 134. NCBI's taxonomy places the organism in Eukaryota, Metazoa, Arthropoda, Insecta, Coleoptera, Scarabaeidae. The record is from RefSeq and is a predicted model, not a curated record.
AAUUUAGUAACUAUUUUUGUUUUGAUUAUGAUUAAUUUUAAUUUGUUGUAAUAAUUGGAGGUUAUAAUGGAAAUUUUAUUUUUAUUUUUUCUUCUCUUUGAUUUAACACCCUUACUAUGUACUGGAAAUGGUUUGAAAGAAAACCCGGAAGUCGCGGAGAAGUUAUAUAUACAACUUUUUAAAAGAAAGCGCGCAGAACAAUUAGCGGGGGUAAAAACCCUCCAAACCUUCCCCUAUGAAAAACAGUACUCAAUGACGCUUUUAAUGACCGAAAAGAUAUUUACUGUUAUUCAAGAAAGUCGUGCUUUCAUCGAGUCUUCGUCUUACAUCCCUGGAGUUUCCGAAUUUCCCACUGAGGAAAAGGUCCGCGAUUCUUUAUCGAAUAUAUUAGAAAACACCGCUUUAUUCAGUGAAAUUAUAUUAAGGAUACCCCAAAUUGGAAGUUCCGUCUUGAAAACCAACAAUAAUUGGGAUGUUUUAUUACAGUGGAGCAUUGCAUUUUGCAACCAAGUUAGAUAUUUAUUAGAUUCAAGCACAAUUAAGUUAUUACACUUGGCUAGUCAAGAAUUAGGCCAUAUCGAUAAAGACCCUAAUUAUUUUAAUCCUUAUGCUGUAAAGAAUAAAAAUCUCGAAGAAGAAAAUGUUAUUAAAAAGAAGGAAAAGAAAAAAAUUAAAAAGGGACCAAAAUUAAGAGGGUAUGAGCUGUAAUUUUAAUUUAUUUGUAGGUUAUGUUUCUUUUCUAGUCUGAUAUGAAUGCUUUUUUUAAUUGUAAAAAGAAAAAUAGUUUAAUUUAAAAUAAAUUCUUAAAUAUAAAAUUUAUA